Vitrella brassicaformis is the source of this 1927-nucleotide messenger RNA. The record is from the annotation of a GenBank genome assembly. NCBI's taxonomy places the organism in Eukaryota, Vitrellaceae.
GAUGGCUUCUGCAGGUACUUAUGUACUGGUUGUGUUGCGGUGCAUGGGGCUGCUUUCGUCAGGGGCGGCGUCCUUUUUUGACCCUGUGCCGCUUGCUUCGGCGACUCCCCCUCCCUCUCUCUGAUCCUGGCCAAGCAGGCCUCAGUGGCCGUCGAGGAGCUCAGACGUCUGUCUGCGCGGCAGCGGGCGCUCUCACUGCUUGUCGCUUAGCCACUUGUUGCCGGCCAUUUGCAGUGGACAUGGCAUCAGAUCUGUUCUAGGGCAGUGUCUGCAUCAAUUGUCGUGUGGUUCUGCAGACGGAUAUCUAUUGGCAUGAAUGGACCAAUCAAUUGACAACACAUCGAUUUAUCGAUCUAAGCGUCAUUUAUUUUGCAUCCUUUGUCGGUCACGCGUGAGUCUCAUCAUCCAUUCAUUCGACGUACUGUACGUGUCUUUCCACACACACCAACCAAAUCGACACACUAUGUACGUAGCUAGCUAGGCGCACAGACACGUAUACACACAAGACGAAAAGGCCAAGCACUCAAAGCGAUGCUUGUGCCACAGACAGACAGACAGACAGAGAGACAGACACAGAGGCAGAGAGGGAGAGAGGGAGAGAGGCACGACUCACUCGUGCACGGCAGGCAUGACAUACAGCUUCUCGGACAGCACAUACACAUGAUGUACAGACCCGACAGACGUAUGGCAAAGAAGCACGCACACGCACACACGAGUGAGUGAGUGAGUGCUCCCACGUACGGCUCACUCAUGACUCACACGACCCCAUGCAUCGCUAGCGUACACAAACAACGGCUCGCUUAGCGCCCACACCACCCCACACCCACGUCGCCACGCACGCCCGCCCGCCAGCAUCGACUAAUCGAGUGUUCUCGAUCGAUCUGGCUCCUGUCCUGUCUGCCUCACGGCUGGCGGACACCGCUGACAAAAGGCGGGCGAUGGAAUGUGUGUGUGUGUGUGCUCAGUGAGUGCCGCACACACAGUCCACACACUCAAUAAUCUACACACUAAGGUAAGUACUUACACAAACAAUUACUCACUCACUUACACAUGCACACAUCUGACUGCCUGGCUGGCUGGCUGGCUGGCUGGCUGAGUGAUUCAUAUCAACACGGCACUCACUCACGGCCAGCGCAGCAUGCAGCGCACGCACGACAUGCAGACAGACAGACAGACAGACAGAUCUGCCCAGCCCAGCCCAGCCCAGCCCUGUCUGUCCCCGGCCCCUCUGUUUGUCCCUCCUUUGUCAAUAACAGGGACCGCCGCAAAGCUUGCCGGCAUGACUGUGAAGCUUGUGGCCCUUGUUCCACAUAUGAUUCCCGACGUUGUUGAGCCCAGCAGCGUACGCAACAUUGGCAAUGCCCUUUUUGACACUUCCAACGAACUGUUUGACCUUUCCAAGGAAUUCACCAAGAAGUCUCCUCCGAUCGGCGGCGGCGGCGUCGGGUCCAGAUGACGCGCUGAUAGUCUUAACCUCUGGCUCAACGACUGCAGUCAGUCGUUAACACACAACAGACAUCCACUCACAGGUUGUGCGUGCGUCAGGAGGAACAGGCAGCACACAUACCUGGUGCCUCAGCUGUCGACGACUGCUCCGUCUUGUCGUCUGCUGUUUCCACCGCCGUACGCACAACAGCCUCAGGCAGGACACCUGCACACACAUAAUAUACACACACAGGAAGUAUUGCCAGCCCGAGUCCGAGAGUGCAGACGUGUGGAUGACUGACUGACUGACUGAGUGAAUGGGUGUGUGCGUACCUUCAGUUGUGAUUUCGUUGGGAUCAUCAGCUGUCCCGCCUCGCAAUCGCCUCGCCAGCACAGAGGGUGGUGCGGCACCAGCAGCAGCAGCAACAGCAGGCGGCUGUGGAUCAGCCGACGCCAGAGUGAUGCCGAAAACACACAGCAGCACGCUAAGGACCUUCAUCAU